Patella vulgata (common limpet) is the source of this 6219-nucleotide messenger RNA. RefSeq names its product membrane-bound transcription factor site-1 protease. The record is from RefSeq and is a predicted model, not a curated record. Gene Ontology annotation, cellular component: Golgi apparatus. The transcript has 30 exons. Lineage: Eukaryota; Metazoa; Mollusca; Gastropoda; Patellidae. The coding region runs from base 258 to 3452 and encodes 1064 amino acids. Gene Ontology annotation, molecular function: serine-type endopeptidase activity. Gene Ontology annotation, biological process: proteolysis.
UUAGAAGUAAAUAGACUGAAAUAUGGCGAGAGAGUUUGGAAUUAAUGACCCAAACAAGUAAUACAAAAUGGUUACAUGAAUAUUUGUAUUAUUGAUGUUUAUGAUGAACAGAAAAGUGUCAUUAUAUCUUUCAAUCUAUGUAACAUUUUUGUAUGAUGUCAUAGAUUGAAUAAUUGACUAAAAAUGAAAAAGAAAAUCUACACCGAUGUACUAUUAAGAUUAAACAUUAUUAGUUAGUGUUUUAUAGCAACGUUAAAAUGACACGGUUUCUGAAUGUGUUCAAUAGACACUUUCUUUUGUUGCUAGCGCUAGUUUUCCAUCUUAUGUUUACAUCAUGUGUAGAUAUACAUCCGCCAAUCAACUGUAACUCAUCAUCACCAUUACAUCGUGUAGAUGUAGAUUUCACCACAUCUCGCAUAAAUAAUGAAUAUAUUGUUACAUUUAAUGGUUACUUUAAAUCUCAAGCUAGAAGAAGAUUUAUAACAGCUGCUCUACAUGAAAUCGGCAGCACAUCUUGGAGUAUUGUACCCAGAAAUAAUCCAGCCAAAGAAUUUCCUAGUGAUUUUGAUGUUGUCAAGUUCAAGGGUAACACAGAUACAGGGUUGGAUGCCUUGAAAGAUCAUCCACUUGUGAAAGGAGUGACCCCUCAUAAAAAAGUCACCAGAACCUUGAAGUAUACCAGAGUGAAUGAAGGAGAAGAUGAUGAUGAUGAUGAUGAUGUUGUUGAUGAACCUAUAUCAUCUACUCCACGGAAUAAAACAGAUUGGGAUCGAACAUUUCACUCAUCUAGAACUAUCAAUAGAAGAAGUCUUUCUUUGGGAACAGCUUAUUGGCAUUCUCCAAAUCGUCAUAGAUCUAGACAGUUGAAGAGGGCUGUUCCUAAACAGAUUGUGUCGGCUCUACAAGCAGAAAUAUUAUGGAGUAUGGGAUAUACAGGUAGUGGUGUAAAAGUUGCUAUAUUUGAUACUGGACUAGCAUCAGAUCAUCCUCACUUUAAAAAGGGUAGAAUAAAAGAUAGAACAAACUGGACCAAUGAAAAAACUUUGGAUGAUGGUCUAGGACAUGGUACGUUUGUUACUGGUGUUAUAUCUAGCUCUAAUGAAUGUCUUGGAUUUGCACCAGAUGCUGAUAUUUACGUGUUUCGUGUCUUCACUAAUAAUCAGGUAUCCUAUACAUCUUGGUUUUUGGAUGCGUUUAACUAUGCAAUAUUGAAGAAGAUAAAUAUAUUAAACUUAAGUAUUGGUGGACCAGAUUUUAUGGAUCAUCCUUUUGUUGAUAAGGUUUGGGAACUUACAGCUAAUAAUGUGAUAAUGGUUUCAGCUAUAGGAAAUGAUGGACCUCUCUAUGGGACAUUAAAUAACCCAGCUGAUCAGAUGGAUGUUAUAGGUGUUGGUGGUAUUAACUUUGAGAAUCAAAUAGCACGAUUUUCUUCCAGAGGAAUGACAACAUGGGAAUUACCAGCUGGUUAUGGACGUGUUAAACCUGAUAUUGUUACUUAUGGUUCAUCUGUUAGAGGUUCAGCUCUAAAGGGUGGUUGUAGAACAUUAUCAGGAACAAGUGUUGCUUCACCUGUUGUAGCUGGUGCUGUUACUUUAUUAGCCAGUGCUGUUCUUGAUCGUAAAGAUAUAUUAAAUCCAGCCAGCAUGAAACAAGCUUUAAUGGCAUCUGCCAGAAGAUUACCAGAUGUGAAUAUGUUUGAACAGGGUUUUGGUAAACUUGAUUUAUUAAGAGCUUACCAGACAUUAAGAACUUAUAAACCACAAGCAAGUUUAAGUCCAAGUUAUAUAGAUCUAACAGAAUGCCCAUAUAUGUGGCCGUAUUGUACACAACCUAUAUAUUAUGGUGGUAUGCCUGUUAUCGUUAAUGUAACUAUAUUAAAUGGAAUGGGUGUAUCAGGUGUUAUAGUAGAUAAACCAAAAUGGGAACCUUAUUCUCCACAUUUUGGAAGUAAUAUCGAAGUAUCUUUUUCCUAUUCUCAAACAUUAUGGCCAUGGUCAGGAUUUCUUGCCGUUUCCAUUUCUGUUGCUAAAUCUGCUGCAUCCUGGGAAGGAAUAGCGCAAGGGCAAGUUACUCUUACGGUAGAGACGGCUUCAGAGGAAGAAGAUGUUGACUCGAAGAAAUCCACAAUAAAACUACCCAUUAGAGUUAAAAUUAUAUCUACUCCACCAAAAAGUAAACGGAUAUUAUGGGAUCAAUAUCAUAAUUUACGCUAUCCUGCUGGAUACUUUCCUCGAGAUAAUUUACGUAUGAAAAAUGACCCCUUAGAUUGGAAUGGAGAUCACAUUCAUACUAAUUUUAAAGAUAUGUACCAACAUCUUAGAAAUAAUGGUUAUUUUGUUGAAGUUCUUGGUUCUCCUUUCACUUGUUUUGAUGCUAGUCAGUAUGGUACCCUAUUAUUAGUUGAUGCUGAAGAAGAGUAUUUUCCUGAAGAAGUAACUAAGUUAAAGAGAGAUAUAGAUAAUGGUUUAUCCCUUAUUAUAUUUGGUGACUGGUAUAAUGUCUCUGUCAUGAAAAAAGUUAAAUUUUAUGAUGAAAAUACCAGACAAUGGUGGAUGCCUGAUACAGGAGGUGCCAAUAUUCCAGCUAUUAACGAUCUAUUAUCACCACUUGGUAUGGCUUUCAGUGAUCAAGUUUUAGAAGGUGAUUUUAGUAUGGGAGAUCAUGAUAUGUAUUAUGCAUCAGGGACUAGUAUAGCCAGAUUUCCUGAUGCUGGUGUCCUAGUUACACAUACUCUAAAAAAUCAAGGAUAUGAAGUGUUAAAAGCUGAGACACAAAUGGCUGAGAAUGUACCUAUAUUAGGUUUAUAUCAAACACAUAGUAAAUUGACUGGUGGUAGAGUUGUAUUAUAUGGUGAUUCAAACUGUUUAGAUACUAGUCAUCUACAAAAAGAUUGUUUCUGGUUAUUAAGUGCUCUGUUAGAAUAUACUGCAUAUGAUAAUAUGCCUUCAAUGUUUACAUCAUUAGAUAAAAUACGUCUUCCAUCACCUGCUGAAUUACCUGAUAGAAUGGAAGGAAAUCAUCUGCAUCGUUAUUCUAAAGUUAUAGAAGGUAACCUUGGAACCCCAAUAUCCCGACCUUUACCCCCUUGUCCUAGUUUAAUAUGGGCACCACCACAUCCCAUCAAUAAAUCAGCACCAACGAAUUUAUACCAACCACAGAAAUUAAUGUCUGUAGGAAUUGAAGCACCAUUACCAAUGAUGAAAAAGGAAAGAGAUGAAUUGAUUGAUAUUAAACCUGGUUUAUUACCAGAACAACCUUUAAAUGGACCUAUUGUCUUACAGGAGUCAUCUAAUGUUUAUCCUAUUUUAGCUUUUAUAGGCACAGGACUUGUAGUCUUAUUUCUACUCAACCAAUACUAUCAGAGUCGUUCACGACCAAAACGAAAACGCACAAAGCCUCGCUCUCGGAAAUUUCAGCAGUUGAUUUAUGGUGCGAAGCUUCCUGGUGUUUGAAUAAUCUGUGAUAUGUGAAUUUAUUUAUGGAACCCUUUUCUGUGUUCAAAAUAUAAGGAAGUAACUUCAAAAUGAUGAUAAUCUACUAUGUAAGAUAAUGCAAGGGAAUUUGUUGUUUAAACUACCAUGCAAUAAUAUUGUAUAAUUUAAAAAUUAUGGCCAGAAUCAUAGUGUUAAUCCAGAAUGUUCUAUAUAGAUAACAGGGUAAAAUUCAGUAUAUUAAUUCAUUAUUGUUGAUGAGUAAAAUUAAUGGAACCAUAUGCAGUGUAUUGUUAAAAGCUAAUUGUUGUGUAUACUUGUAUAUAGCCAAUAAGACACAAGAACAAAAAAACUUUAAUGAAAGGGUAGUGUGCCAGUGAUGCUACUGGUACAUCUCUUAAAUUGAUUCACUGGUUAAAUAGACAUUAUGUAAGAUUUAGAUAAAGAGCUGGCUGUUCUUGCUAUAAUAGUUCAAAAAUAGAUAAUGCAAAAUGAAUAUUUUGAAACUUUCAUUCAAAUUACUUUAUUCAGAGCGAAAUUAUCAUUGUUUGAAGUUUUGAGAAGAUGUGGCAUAGAUUAUUAUUAUCAUAACAAUGGUAUUUGUUGUUCGAGGAUUAGCUUCGCUUCGCAAUUUUUAUACAUGGAUGUAUAUUGUCGUCACCCCUGUCUGUCCUGAGGACAGGUCACAAUUUUUAUCUGAUUUUGACGAAACGUGAAAUAUAGAUCUAUCUCCCAAAGAUCUUUGUUCCUUUCGAUAUUCGCACUUAUGGUAUCAUAACCUUCUGGGAUAUGGCCCCUAAUUGUACGAAAAAUCACGUUUUUAACUUGUGGUCCCUCUAGAGGACAAUAUACACCAUAAUGAUGGUUGAGUUCGAGUUAUGUGAAAGUCGGACCGACACUGUCGGAAUGCCUGCUCUUCGUACGCACAUAGUGUAAAAGUACGGUAUAUCAAGGUUGUCUUCCCUCUUGAGGUCACAAUUUUGAUCCGAUUUUGAUGAAACUUGAAAUACAUGUUUAUAUCACAAACAUCUCGGUUCCUUUUGAUAAUUGAACAUAUCCGAGCGUAUAACUACCUGAAUCAUGGCUCCUGAUUGUUCGAAAAAUCACGUAUUUGGCUUGUAGACCCUCUAGUGGUCAAACUUUGUAUUCAAUUUUAAAAACUGUUCAAAUAUAUCCUUGGUAUACCCGCAAUAAGCUUGAGUUCGAAUUUCGUAAAAAUCCAACCGAAACUGCUGGACAAAAUGGCUGCUUCUUGUAUGCAAAUAGUGUAAAAGUAUGUAAUACCAAGGUUGUAGACACACUAGAAGUCAAAUUUUUAUCCAAUUUUGAUGAAACUUAAAAUAUAUCUUUAUAUCCCAAAUAUUCAGUCCAUUUCGAUAUUCGCACAUUUCAGACCAUAACUUCCUGGAUUAUGGCCCCUGAUUGUAUGAAAAAACGCUCUCUUUUUUUUCUUUUUUUUUUAGCGUGUUCUCUUUCCAUCUCUUGCAAAAUGUGGGCUAUCUUGCCUGGCAACCGCUGGUGGAUAGACACGUAUGGAAUAUGUACUGAUAUUCAUGGGCUAAAUAUCCAAAGUUUCUUGUGAACACUCUUUAGACUACAUUUAUCAUCUGAUUGUUUUGAAAUUGAUAUACGUUGUUUACAUUAGUUUGAUGAAGACCCCUAUUUAAUAUCACUAAUUUCCAUUUAUUUCUUCUGGAGUUAUGGCCCUUAUUGAACCUUGUGAACAAAAGUUAUCAUCCGAUCUGUAUGAAAUUUAUAUGCGUCAUUUAAAUUAGUGAAUCAAAGAAGACUAUUUAUUUUCAGCAAUUUCUCUUAAUUGCUUCUAGAGUUUUGGCCUUUGUUUUACUUUGUUGAACCUUGUAAACAUUCGAUUGACAAAAGUUUUCAGCCGAUGUGUAUGAAAUUUAUAUGCAUUAUUUAAAUUAGCAAAACAAAUUUCUGUAAACUACCUCCAGAGUUAAGGCCCUUGUUUCAGUUUGAAUAACCUAUUGAGAGAGAGAGAGAAAUGGGGUUUAACGUCCACUCAACACAAACUUGGUCAUUUCAGGACUAACAUAUGGUUCAAUUUUAUUUCCAUAAUUUGCUUGCGCAUAGGGGUCUUUAGCAGUGGGAGGAAACCGGAGAAUAACCUAUUGAACCCCUAAACAACAAAAAUUAUAAUCUAAUCUGUAUAAAAUUGUUUUUCAAAUGUCCCAAUUACCUACAAAAGAAUAAAUAUGCAACAACCCUUGUUGACGAUUUAGCUGCUGUGGGAGCAUGUUUAGUUGCCUGGCAACUUAUCUUGUAAAUAGUCAUUAAUCCUUUUGUACAUUUUUCAUAUGACAUUUUUACAUCAGUGGAGAUGACUGAUACACAAAUGGAGCGGGAUUUACAAUAUAAUUCUCUAACUACCUCGUAAUGCAUGUGCUAAUAUGCUUACAGUAAGUUACUUUCCUGUAACUUCUUACUUACAUAAAGCAGACUGGCUGUUUGAACAUGUAAAAAUGCAAAUUUAUAUGAGGUACAUGUAUUUCUUUAUGUUGCAAGCACUAUAGUAGGAAUUUAUUACCAGGGAAGCAUAUGUAAGAAAUAAGUCAUACAUGCAUUGAGGUUUACAGUUAGAAUUAUGUUAUGAAUUCCACUCAGUAUACUCAGUCACUCAAUGUUACAUUUCUAGUUUUUACAUAAAUAUUAGUACAUGUGAUCAUUUUGACCACCAACUACUCAUAUGGUCAUAUGAGGUGUCUUCUUAUUGUUGUGAGUCAUGUGACUGUAAACAUAGUAAUCUAUAUUAAAUACAAUCAAAGUU